Molecule: messenger RNA, 2841 nt
Organism: Polychytrium aggregatum
Lineage: Eukaryota; Fungi; Chytridiomycota; Chytridiomycetes; Polychytriales
Exons: 1
Coding region: 60-2834 (924 amino acids)
Biological process (GO): protein phosphorylation
Molecular function (GO): ATP binding; protein kinase activity
Source: RefSeq, a predicted model, not a curated record
AUCGUCACCCCAAACACAGCACACUCGUGAAUCCUUCGCAUAUCCGUCAUCCAUCACACAUGAGCACCAUCCAAACCGAUACCAUCUUGCUGUUCAGUCAUGUCAGCAAGAUAUACUCGAACACCGCCUUGGAUUUGAAGGCGAGUCUUUGCGGGCUUCAAGAUCAAUGCCACUCUGUCGAUGACGGAAUCUGGUUCGGCUCAUGGGCUACAUUCAUCGACACUGUGCACACCUAUGUAUCAAGACUCAUCCAUCAUGGCGAAUAUUUGAAGGAGCGAUAUGACUUCGCUGAAAUAGGUGCCCGGCAGCUCUACCGGGUUCGCUAUAUGAUCGAGAAAUUCAAGGACGACUUCGAGACCGGCUAUAUCGCACAACCCGAAGCCGUCCAAUAUCUUCUCUGCAGAUGGCGGCUCCACAAGAUCCGAGAGUAUCGCACAAAGCUCUCGGUCAUCGUCGCAUCCGCCCUCCAGAAUCUGAAGGCCAAGGCCUCCAUCGAAAAUGAUCGGUACAUCGUGGCGAUCAACAACAUUCUUCGGAGACAAUUGGGGGAUGACGAACGCUCCAUCCAUCGGAGUAUUUAUGAGGUCAAAGGUCAACUGUAUAGCAUCUUCAGACCGCCGUCGAGGGACGAAGAAAUUCCGAAGAUCAUUAGGAAGCUCAAGCAGGUCCUCGAACUCGAAAUCGCGAAUGGAGCUAGUGGGUCAUGUAUUCACGAAGGUGCCCGGUACCUGAUCGACCGUUACAAGCGAAGCCUCGGCACCCAGUCGGCAUACAUCCCACCCACGUGGAGUAUCCCAGAAGAAAAUCUCGUCAGCAAGCGAGGUGUCGCCAAACACGUCCUUGAUGAUGAGACCUGGACUAUUAUGAAGGCACGAUAUUUUGGGACCGGAGUGAUCCUCCUCCAAAAGGAUGACCUCAGCCCCGUCGAGUUGAAUCGGUUUCGAGUCUCCGUUUCCAAGUGGAUCAACCUUCGUCAUCCGGCGAUCGAGAGUCUUAUUGGGGUUUGCGACGAUGGUCCAAAUGUCGCUCUGGUGAAGAGUCUAUAUCGACAGCCGUUGGCAAGGACACUGAAGCAGUACCGGACCAAUUUAAGACAGGAUCGAUGUCUUCCUCUGCGAAUGCGCUGGAUUCAUGAGGUUGCAACAGGCAUGGCCUAUAUCCACAAGCAUGGCCUCGUUCAUGGGGAUCUCCGGCUUGAAAACAUCGUCAACGACCGGUACUGUGUCCAAAUCACAGUCAACUCAUGUAUCCACCGAGACAUCCAAGGUCGCCCUGUACAACGAGACGGAGUGUCGUAUGCCCCAGAGCUGCGUCGAAGGUUCCCAGCCGAACCCACGAUGGCCACAGACGUUUAUGCCUUUGGCAUCCUUAUGUGCUAUCUCAUUUACUGUCGACCGCCGGAAGUGUUGCAGCAUAUCGAGAAGAUGACACAGCCCGUCGAUGGUAUUCCUGCAGAGUACACUAAGCUGAUUGCUCAAUGCUUCGACUCUGAUCCAAGGAAGAGACCAAGCUUCGACGACAUCCUAUACAUCCUCGAAGACUUUGAAACUAUGGGUGGACUUGACAGACAUUCUGUUGAAACCCGGAAUCGGAUCACACAGAGCCUUGUAUCGACCGAAUACGAGUUUGAAGUCGUCGACAGCGGUAGUAUCCAACAGUUCGAAGUUGACAAGGUGUCGACGAGAACCGAAACCGAUAUAUUCGCCGAUCCAAACGCUGAAUUCGAUCCAUUUGCCAUGGACGACGCCCUUCUGGCCACAAUCCUUCAGGAUCCCAUCGACGGCGACGAUCCUUUUGAAUUCAUCGAGCAAAUCCAUAAUUCGCUCGAUGAAGCUGUCAGCAACAAGCAUAAACCACCAUCACCUGAGGUUCAGACGGAGCAACCACCGGGCAUCACACUCGACCCACGGAAAACGACACAGCAGCACAUCGAAGCGGCUGCUACCGCCAUCGACAACGGUGGUAUCGGUUUAUAUGUCCAGUAUGUCCGGGAGAUCUUACGCAGCAACACAAACCCGGCCAUAUACCAUGAACCCGGCUGGACCGACAUCUAUAGGGCGAUGCAAAACAAGAUCAGCACGAAGCAAACAUCAUUUUGCGAACGCCUCGAAUACCGGUUCAACAUGGGAUGGCAUCAUAUCAUUGGACUCGGGUGCAAUGUUAAUGCCACCAGUGCAUAUGGGCAGUGGAAUCAUAUCACCAAGCACUGCAAGGCACACAUCAAACAGGGUCGAUCGGUGGAGAUCGUCCAACCAUACCUUGAUACCGUUCAGCCGUUACGCUUCUGGCGGCUCGCCGCUGGACAUUUGAGUUUCCCUGACUGGAAGAAUGCAUUUGAAGAAGUCGCAAAUGUGCGGAUGGAAUGUGGAGCUGACCAGGACACUUCGCGAAUGGCAAAGCAAUGUUUCCUCUGGUGUGAACUGGCGUCGCGAAACGACAAGUUUUUCGAGUUUAUUCUCGCCACAUUCUACAUUACCGGAUAUGGGAUAACUCCGUCGAUCGACAAAGCCAUCGGGGUUCUCAGUCCGUUGAAGGAUGGGAUGUAUGCCGUCGUGGUAGCCGAGCGCCUUGCCUACUGCAUUGCUCGGAGCAACAGGACAUAUCCCGGUCUUGAAACUAGCGGCCUUUUGGAAAAAGCAGUCGACAAGGGAAACCCGCUGGCAAUGAAGGCUUUGGCAACAAUUUUAAUCGAUCUUUAUGAACUUAUGCCUGAAACUCGGCGCGAUAGAGAACUGGUCGCCAAGGCAAGGGAUCUUUUGAUAUCCGCCCACAACAACAACUGUCCAGGAGCCCGUGAAAAGUUACAGGAGCUGGUGCAGUUGUAUGGAGGAUGAAACAACA